Molecule: messenger RNA, 6268 nt
Organism: Carassius auratus (goldfish)
Lineage: Eukaryota; Metazoa; Chordata; Actinopteri; Cypriniformes; Cyprinidae
Product: G-protein-signaling modulator 1-like
Exons: 14
Coding region: 436-2526 (696 amino acids)
Biological process (GO): establishment of mitotic spindle orientation
Cellular component (GO): cell cortex
Molecular function (GO): G-protein alpha-subunit binding; GDP-dissociation inhibitor activity
Source: RefSeq, a predicted model, not a curated record
UUUGUCAUGACCGUCUCCUGCGUUUGAGCUCUUUGGGUCAGCAGGAACAGGAUUAGCUGGCCUGUGCCCUAGGUGUCCUUUAGGAGAAUUAGGGCAGCUUCCAGCUCUCACAGGAGCAGUCAUCAUGCUGGUCAGCGUUCAUGCGGGAUGAGUUUCUUUGAUCCAUAUGGAUAUUUGGAGUACAGCAGGAAGUGUUAACUAGCAGUUUGCUUUAUGAAAUUUCAGAGAAGUUUGUUGAUGGUAUUGGAGAGUCCAGUGUGCAUGUUUUUCAAUGGAUCCAACUGAGAAAAUCUGAGAACUAUCCGAUGGUCUAUUGACCUGGACUUGUGGAAUGUGAUUGUGAUCCAUCAACUUGAGAUCUUCAGGUUUUGUAGCUGACCUUGCGGAUCUGAUUUGUUGCAGUGUUUUGUGACUGUGAUUUCUUGUACAUUGUGUAUGAUGUCGACUGAAGCAUUUCCUCUGAGUGGGGCUCAGAUAGCCUUGUGUCGUCUGGUUCAUCACGGCCCCAGACCACAGGCCACGCUGAGACCUCUGAACCACGAGCUCAGGCUCUAUGUUGAGAAGACACGCACCAAACCUAAAUGCAGGAUGGAGGCAUCUUGUCUGGAGCUGGCGCUGGAAGGGGAGAGACUGUGUAAAGCUGGAGAUUUUAAAGGUGGUACAGCCUUCUUUGAAGCUGCUGUUCAGGUGGGAACAGAAGAUCUCAAGACUCUCAGUGCCAUUUACAGCCAGCUGGGUAACGCUUACUUCUACCUGAAGGAGUACGGCAAAGCCCUGGAGUACCAUCGGCACGACCUCACGCUCGCCCGGACAAUUGGGGACCGGAUCGGGGAGGGGAAAGCCAGCGGGAAUCUGGGAAACACUCUGAAGGUUUUGGGCCGGUAUGAUGAAGCGGUUGUGUGCUGUCAGAGACACCUAGACAUUUCUCAAGAACAAGGAGACAAGGUCGGCGAGGCCAGGGCUCUGUAUAACAUGGGGAACAUGUUUCAUGCCAAAGGAAAGCAGCAGCUGUGGGGCAUCUCACAGGACCCCGGAGAGCUUCCUCCUGACGUCAGAGACACGCUGCAGCGAGCCACGGCUUUCUACGAGAUGAAUCUCUCUCUGGUAAAGGAGUUGGGAGACCGAGCAGCGCAGGGAAGAGCCUUCGGAAACCUCGGCAACACUCAUUACCUGCUGGGUAAUUUCGUUGAGGCCAUCAAGUUCCACAGAGAGCGUCUCUCCAUUGCAAAGGAAUUUGGCGACAAGGCUGCUGAGCGCAGAGCGUACAGUAACCUAGGCAACGCUCUCAUUUUCCUUGGCCAGUUCAAUGCAGCCACAGACUAUUACAGGAAAACUCUGCAGCUCUCUCGGCAGCUGAAGGAUCAGGUGAUGGAAGCUCAAGCGUGUUACAGUCUGGGAAACACGUACACGCUGCUGCAGGAGUAUGGACGAGCCAUAGACUAUCACCUCAAACACCUGCUCAUCGCUCAGGAGCUCAAUGACAGGGUCGGUGAGGGCCGGGCCUGCUGGAGUCUGGGCAACGCUUACGUGUCAUUGGAAAACUACCGUCAGGCUCUGCACUACACUCGGAAACACCUGGACAUCUCCAGAGAGAUCGGGGACAGGAAUGGAGAGAUGACGGCCAGGAUGAAUGUGGAGGAGCUGAUGGAGGCUCUCGGGGUGAAGGAGGCCGAUCUCUCACCGUCCGAAUCGGAGUUUAAAGUGCAGGGAGCCAGACCCAAGUUCACCAAGAAGAAUAGCAUGGACAGUGUUGACUUGUGGAAAUACAGCUCUGAAAAGAAUGGAGAUGCUCCAGAUGUUGAUGGUGUUUCAAGAAGGUCAAGGAACCAGCUGUUUCAGUCCAGCAGAAGCAAAAGUUACGCGGACAGUCAGUCGUCAGAUGAAAGACAGUGGCUCGACUCACCUGUGGACAUGGAUGACAUCACUGUUCACGUCACACCUCCAAAACUGGCUCGUGACGCCUCAGAUGAGGACUGCUUCUUUGACCUGUUGAGUAAGUUUCAGAGCAGCCGUAUGGAUGACCAGCGCUGUCAGCUGGACGAGCCGUCCGAUGGAGAGAACACAGGAGGAGCGGAUCGAAACACACUCAGUGACAUGAUUGGUCAGUCACAGCAUGCCAGUCUGCUGACGUCUCCUCAGACCGAAGAACUGUUCGAUUUGAUCGCCAGCUCUCAGAGCCGCCGUCUGGACGAUCAGAGGGUGAACGUCAGUAACCUGCCUGGACUCAGAAUUACCCACAAUAACCUGGGCCACCUGUGUGGAGACAGCGACCCCCAGGAGCCCAGCGAUGACUUCUUCAACAUGCUCAUAAAGUGCCAGUCAUCCAGGAUAGAUGACCAGCGCUGCUCUCCUCCUGAAGGGGGUCCACGGGCCCCAACCGUCCCAGACGAGGAUUUCUUCAGCCUAAUACAGAGAGUUCAGGCCAAACGAAUGGACGAGCAACGUGUUCAUCUCCCUUCCGACGAACAGGAGCUGGACGAGGAUGAGGAGGACGACGAGAGAGAGCCAGGGGUCGCAGACUCCUGAGGAACCCCCGGCCAAAUGACACACAACGAGGAUUGAAUGAGAAAGGACGUUUCACGGGGAAUGUUUUGGAUGGACUCUUUCAUGAGAUGAGGAAAUGUGCACAAAGAGAAAUCACAAGUGCCAUCUCAGUAUACGGUGCAGUUUUACGCCUCCUGUGCUUUACAGCCAAUGAUACAUGAAGUUUGACAGAGUUUAUAAUGAUGCAUUGGGACGCAUCUCUGAAUCAGUGAUUGUGUUGUUCAUUUGCAAACACUGCCUGCACUGUUUUAGCACCUGAUCAACAAAAGAAACUUUACAAAUCAGGUACAAACACUGCAACAAAAAAAGAAGAACAGAAAAUGUUUAUUUUUUCUUUCUUCUUUUUUUUCAGUAAAAUAUAUAAACAGCAGGAGAGCAUGAUGUCAUUUACAGAGAUGGUUCAGCAUUCAGACACCUGAAGUGGCACUUUAAAAUGUCUGCAUCUGAAAGUACAGCCAGUUAUAACCAUUUGAUCAUUUAUGCAUAUAGCAAAUGCUUUUCUCAAAGUGACUUGCAAAAGAAGAACAAAAGCACAAAACAUUACAUUAUCUACAGAUUAUAGUAAUAGUUCACCCAGAAAGGAAAAUGUGCUUUUAGUUUUUUUUUUUUCGGAGAACAGUAAGGAGAUUCUUAGCUGAAACCAUGAUCAUUCAUAAAAGGCAAGUCUACCGUUACUUUGAGAGUAAAUAAAAAACAAAACAAAACAAAAACCAACGCAUAUCAGGCAACAUAAAAUGAAUACACACGGCUCCUGAUGAUAUAUGAGGUCUCAUGAAACAAAAUGAUCAGCCUGUGCAAGAAGCUGAACAUUAUUUGCAUCAUUACUACCUGUAAUCCACAGGCGAACGCUACGGAGUGGUGUCCAGUUUGUUAACAAAUCAUUAUUUUGAACGUUUUAUUUACAUUUUUUAUGAACUAGUUCAGACAGUCUGAAACAGCACAGAUCUAAAAGCUACUCAGUCAAAACUUCCUAGCCUGACAGUCACUCUGAUUGUAAAUACUGGUGUAUCUGAUCCUAAGAUGAAGCUCUUUCAGAGCUCCAGCUCCCAAAUCGUGUACUAUGAUGUUUCUUAGUAUGUUUCUUAGUAUUGUUUUAUAUGCAUAUGCAAGAAUUAGUGUGCAGUGCAUGUGACACAAAUUUCAUCACCAGAAUAGCAUGCAUGUACUGUACGUGCAGCUUCCGAUCUUUGUAACACAGGUCACACGUGAAUUGACUUGGUUUUCCAGUUAUCAGUUGUUCCACAAGGUGGCAGCACUGACCUGGACUGCUGUUUCAAAAUAGAAAAUUAAGCUAAUGGUUCAUUUCCACCCGAGUGUACAGUACAGUACAGUACAGUAUGAGUCGGGACAAUUCACCCUGAUCCGGCUUGAUUUUGUGGCCAACCGUAACCUUGCCUGAUAGGUGUGGUGUAUGCCGGAAAGUAACGAUUGAUAUCAUUCUUGCACGAAAAAGAAAGUGUGACAUUGUCUGUGUAUGAAUGUGAAAAUAUAAAAUGAUAAAAUACACUGUUAUAUUUUUUGUUUACGGACUAUAACAAGCCCAAUAUGCAUGAGCAGCAUGACGGUAAGAGUGUAGGAGAUGCCUUGUAGAAUGAACAAGUGAGGAUACUCUGUCAACCAAUCAAUGCUCUACCAUGAGUCUAGCUCCACCCAUUAGGUAUCGGACUACUCUGCUAGGUUUCCCAACGGAAGGGUCCCAAAAAAUGGUAUGUAUGGUUUGCUAUUUUGGUACCAUUCACAACUUCUGACAAUGGAAAUUGAAAAAAAAAUGUGUACUGUACUGAACCCCAGUGAAAAUGAGCCAUGAAGAUACAGAACAACAACAACAGAUGCCUGUACUGACAAGUGCUUGUAUAAUGUGGUUGAUGAAGCUCUCUGGAGAGCACGUGUCGACCAUCUGCGUUCACCUCAAAUGGACUAUACUUUUAAAGGCUGCAUGUUUAGUGUAUGCGUACAAAAAUUAAGUAUACUUUUAUACUUGUAUAUGGGCUUUUAAGUGACAGUAGCAAUUGAUUUUAAUUUUAUGAAUCACCACAGUUUCAGCUAAAACUCUCUUUACUGUUCUACUGAAGAAAAACGUCACCUACAUCUUGGAUAAGCAAAUUAACAGCACAUUUUAGUUUUUGGGUGAACUAUACCUUUAAGCUCCACCGAAGGACUGCUUUGUGCAGGCAAUAACAGCUCGGUGUUAAUUGUAUCAGGGGAAUGCUACUGACCUUUGAAUCUGGUUGAUUCAAUAAUAAGCUUCAUAUUAGCACCAGAUUAAGUUGGACUGGUGGUAGAUAAUGCAAUGCGAUGCUAACGUGGCGCAGGCGUUUUGUGAAUUUGCCCUAUUGUUUCCCAUGCCAGACGUUCAGAUCAAGCUUCUCAUUGUCAUGUAUUUCUCAUCUACUGCCUUAAUUGGACCCGCAGACCCUGAUUGUAUUCUUUGAUAUUGUGUUUUCUGAGGUCUUUACCAGUAUUUUGUCCGUGUUCAUUGACAGAGUUGCGCAGCUGCCGCUGUGUCUUUGACAUUCUUAAUUGCUAGUGCAUUUUGGUUUAGUUUUAUAUUGUAUUUUCAUUUAGCUGCUGACAGCACUGUAAUAUAAAUGAAGACGUUAGGGCUGCUUUUCUUUACAUUUCUCUGCUUCUUUUGAAUUUGAAGAUGCUAUGCUAACUCCACAGAUGUAUUUAUUGAAAGUGUUAAGAAAUCUGUACAAACAACAAAAAAAGAGACUGUGAAAAUACAUUUUAAGUGUUGUUAAUUGUGUGGAAAUAUGUGAAUGUGCACAAAAGCUAAUUUAAGCCACCAUUUUAAUGCUUCAUUGCAUUUUUUGACUGAAUUGACUGAGGGUGCUUUUAGGUUUACAAUCAAACAAGUGAUUAGGGGGUUUUCCAUAAUUGUCCCCGAAUCACUGAAAAGAGCAGUUUGGACAUUGAUUGAAUUGGUUUAGUUGUUCAAUAUUUUAGUCAUUUGUGGCUGACUGAACAGCAGUGUAAUGGCUCAUUCACACCAAUGGCAGUUUUAUGUAGAAGCUUUAAAAAGUCUUGUUAAAAUGUAAAUCUGCAGUAUUUUGAAAGUAGACCAAUGCGAGUUUUUGAGCAUUUUUUUUUUUUUUUGGAGCAAUUAUUAUUGGAGGGAAUUAAUAUUUUGAGUCAAUUCACUGCCAUCUUGUGGUAAAAAUAAGCAAAGGACAUAAAAAUAUUAUUUUUUGUUAGCUCAAGAAAGUGUUAUGCAUUACGUCUCAUUCCUAGAAAUCUGUGAAGUUACUUUUGUUUUAAACACCUGAUUCAUAUUGAUGAAUAUGUUUGUGACUGAUGCAUGAUGCUUAUAACUAACCCUCAUUUCCAACAUGACUUUCUUACUACAGUGAUGAAAUCUUCAGCUUACUGACUCCUGAUCAAUAAAACAUGAUAUAUGUGAUAGAUACAUAGUGAUAUGAUGUGAUGAGGUUAACUAUGAAACUGUAUUAGUAAACUGUUUAAAAAUAUAUAUUAAUUUGUCAUGGUUUAACCGAAAUUUCAUAAUACAGGAGGAAAUAGUUGAUUCAGAUAGACUGUUAAUCCAUCUGAAUCAAUUAUUUCCUCCUGUAUUAUGGUUUGCCUUCAAUGUGCUGUAAUAACAUGUUAUCUCUGAAAGCCUUUGAAAAGCCACUGCCCCAAUGUACAUAACAGUUUUAUAUUUAUUUUAUGUUUAUAAAUUUGGGAAUGGAUUCCUUGCUUUUAAUAAAACUGAUGAAACUUA